Molecule: messenger RNA, 1254 nt
Organism: Aspergillus puulaauensis
Lineage: Eukaryota; Fungi; Ascomycota; Eurotiomycetes; Eurotiales; Aspergillaceae
Gene: POT1
Product: 3-ketoacyl-coA thiolase peroxisomal A precursor
Exons: 3
Coding region: 1-1254 (417 amino acids)
Biological process (GO): phenylacetate catabolic process; fatty acid beta-oxidation
Cellular component (GO): peroxisome
Molecular function (GO): acetyl-CoA C-acyltransferase activity
Source: RefSeq, a predicted model, not a curated record
AUGUCUGGUGCUCAGCAGCGUUUAACUCAGGUGGCUUCCCACAUCGGGGCUCCCAAGGGAUCUUCCGCGAUCACAGAUAAGAACCCCGACGACAUCGUCGUAACAUGCGCGCUCCGCAGCGCUCUCACCAAAGGCGGCAAGGGUGGCUUCAAGGACACCGCCGCCGCUGAUAUUCUCACUGGUGUUUUCAAGGGUGUGAUUAACCGCAGCGGCAUCGACCCUAACCUUGUCGAGGAUAUCUCAGUCGGUACCGUCCUUGCCCCUGGUGGUGGUGCUACGGAGUUCCGUGCUGCCGCUCUCGUGGCUGGUUUCCCUGAAUCCACAGCCGUCAAGGGUCUGAACCGUCAGUGCUCUAGCGGUCUUCAGGCUAUUGUGGAUAUUGCCAAUGCUAUCAAGUCUGGCAUGAUCGAUGUUGGUAUCGGUGCUGGUGUUGAGAGCAUGUCUUCUCAGUACGGCCCUGGUGCCGUCACCGAAUUCUCUGAUCUGCUCGAGAACCACGAAGAGUCCGCUAACUGCAAGGUCCCUAUGGGUGUUCUAUCCGAGAACAUGGCCAAGGACCGCAACAUCUCCCGCGCCUCCCAGGAUGCCUUCGCCGCCUCUUCAUACCAGAAGGCCCUCAAGGCUCAAAAGGCCGGCCUGUUCAACGAGGAGAUCCUCCCUCUGGAUGUCAAGUGGACCGACCCCAAGACCGAUGAGGAGAAGACCAUCACCGUCAAGGCCGACGAUGGUAUCCGCGAGGGUAUCACCGCUGAGUCUCUCGGCAAGAUCCGCCCUGCCUUCGCCAAGGACGGUUCCAUCCACACCGGUAACGCCUCUCAGAUCUCUGACGGCGCCGCUGCCGUGCUCCUCAUGAAGCGCUCCACCGCCGAGCGCCUCGGCCAGAAGAUCAUCGGCAAGUUCGCAUCUGCCAGCGUUGUCGGUGUCAAGCCCCUGCUCAUGGGUGUUGGCCCAUGGAAGGCCAUCCCCGUUGCCCUCGAGAAGGCCGGCAUCACCAAGGACGACGUCGACAUCUUUGAGAUCAACGAGGCUUUUGCUUCCCAGUGCGUCUGGUGUGUCAACGAGCUCGGAAUUCCCCAGGAGAAGAUCAACCCCAAGGGUGGUGCCAUUGCAUUCGGACACCCGCUUGGUUGCACGGGUGCGCGCCAGAUCAGCACGCUGAUGACGGAGCUGAAGCGCACGGAUAAGAAGAUCGGUGUUACCAGCAUGUGUGUUGGUACUGGUAUGGGUAUGGCUGCUGUCUGGGUCAGGGAGUAG